Messenger RNA from Cyprinus carpio (common carp), 1679 nucleotides. RefSeq names its product steroid-5-alpha-reductase, alpha polypeptide 2a (gene srd5a2a). Gene Ontology annotation, molecular function: 3-oxo-5-alpha-steroid 4-dehydrogenase activity. Gene Ontology annotation, biological process: steroid biosynthetic process. Gene Ontology annotation, cellular component: membrane. The record is from RefSeq and is a predicted model, not a curated record. NCBI's taxonomy places the organism in Eukaryota, Metazoa, Chordata, Actinopteri, Cypriniformes, Cyprinidae.
CUAUAGAGAUCAGCAGAGUGAGAAGGGAACACUGUAGUGCAUUGAGAAACAGAGAGAAGCAGCAAUGCUGUGCCAGGAAAACACUAUUCACUAUUGUAGUUGGACAUUUGUAGUUGGUGGAGUGCUUUACCUCCUGCGGCAAAUUACCACACACACACCAUAUGGACGUUAUGUGGACACAAAGGUCACCGGGAUGAUGGUCCCAGCCAAGGCAGGAUGGUUUAUUCAAGAACUUCCAUCAUUCCUCGUUCCUGUGCUGUUGUUUUUGACGACAGAAAGCUUGCCGGGGAUAGGAAGACAUUUACUGCUCUGGACCUUUUGCUUGCACUACUUUCAGAGGACUUUUCUAUACUCCAUGCUGACUAAAGGCAGGCCGUGUCCUCUGCACAUUGUGGUGUACGCGGUGAGCUUCUGCUCCGUGAACGGAUUUCUGCAGGGUCACUACAUGCUCCACUGCUCUCAGUACCACAGCGAAUGGCACAAAGACACACGCCUCAUCACUGGUUUGUUGAUGUUUUUCACUGGAAUGGCCAUCAACAUCCACAGCGACUAUAUUUUACGAAACCUGAGGAAACCAGGAGAGGUCAGCUAUAAAAUCCCUAGAGGAGGAAUGUUUGAGCUGGUCUCUUGCGCUAACUUCUUUGGGGAGAUUGUUGAAUGGUGUGGAUAUGCUGUGGCCAGCUGGUCUUUUCCUGCAUUCUCCUUUGCUCUAUUCACUUUCUGCUCCAUUGGGCCUCGAGCCUACCACCAUCACAGGUAUUACUUGGAGAAAUUUAAAGAUUACCCCAAAUCAAGAAAGGCUGUGAUCCCUUUCCUGCUAUAAUAAAGUAUGACAUUUGGAAAAACGCAACAUUUCCAGACACGGAAACAAGAUUAAAUACUGCAUACUUUAAGAAACCUCAAGUGCUGAUCUUACUACAAGUUCUACUCACAACCACAUCCCAGACAAGGAAACAUGUGUUUUUUUUUUUUUUUUAAAUACAUCAUUUAAAACAUGUUUACAUCUGUACAUAGUGGAGAAUGGUCAUUUACAUACAUACUAUAUUCCCAUUUUCACAGACUUGUCAUAAAAGACUUCAUCAGUCAUCAAUAAUUAUAACCAGUCAAGUGAAAAAAAAAAAAAAAAACCAUGCAAUGCUGCUGUUCAAAGUUCACUCUGGAGCCGACUUGCUUUUGAGCUGCCGUUCAGUCUGCACUGAGCUCUUCAUUGCCUUCUGCAGGAGCCACGUGCCUAAAUGAAUACUAGCAAAUGCACAUCCGGCAACCCAGAACCAGUUCUUCCUCAGCCAGCUCUGGUUCCUCAUCUUCUUUGUCCUCACAGUACACUAACGUCUUCAGAAGAGGACAACCUGCAAAAUGCAAGUUAGGACACAUCAGUGGCUGACAGAAGUGUUGCGAUCUUUAGUUAUUUGCAUAUUGUUAACUUCACAAACAGCUGCUGUUGUUUUAAUGAAAAUGAAUGACUUCUGGUCACUCUUAGGAGAACGAUACUUAUAAAGGGCUGUCAAGAAGCAUUUCAUAGACUAGAUAAGCUAAUCUAAAUACACCCCUAAACCAAACAUGCUAAACAAGACUCAUGAGUUGAACAUCUGUACAAACUAGGAUGUGUUUGGCUAUUUUUAUUAUAACCUGAGAAAAGAAAUAACCCACUAUAUUUGCAAAUAAAGGCCCUAACCAUG